This is a messenger RNA of Diachasma alloeum, 992 nucleotides long. RefSeq lists its product as uncharacterized. The coding region runs from base 302 to 739 and encodes 145 amino acids. The record is from RefSeq and is a predicted model, not a curated record. Lineage: Eukaryota; Metazoa; Arthropoda; Insecta; Hymenoptera; Braconidae. The transcript has 4 exons.
GUUUAUUGUGUGAUUAUCAACGAAUUUGUCGCGGUGAACGGGCGUGUUGUGUUAAUUAGUGCGUGAGUGAAUUAACGAUGCCGACGAAUAAUUACUGCGUUCACCGUGGGUGUGGAAACAAUUCGCAGAACAAGGAUGUGAUGUAUCAUCGCGUGAGGUUAUACAUAUUAAUGGCGCUAAAGCAACUAUAACUAAUGAGGGGUAUAAUUGUGAAACUAUCCCGUUGCAAUUGGAUAUCAAUUCGAAUACAGAAGUCAAUAAACUGGGAACGCAUACAAUAGAAGUGAAAGAUCUCAGAACAAUGCCCUUAUCAGAAAUCAUGGAAUUCAAACGCACCUGUCGGAUUAUUGGUUACAUAAAAACUAAUUUUGCAGUCGUAGUUCAUCAACGAAAUUCCGCGAAUAACACUUGUUAUGGAUGUAUUGCUGAUAACAGGCUCAAAUUGCCCAUUCGUAUAAAGAAUUUCGCUACAAAUUUCUCGAGUCCUUUUAACAUCGGUGAUCAUGAAAUUAUAGGGAAAUUACAAACAAUAGCAAUGUCUCCGUAUUUUGAUGUGACGAAAAUUGAAGAUAUUAGGGAAAUUGAUGAACAGAUAAUGUCACGAAAGGAAUUACGAAAUGCUAAUAAUGAUGUGAACAUAUCAUCAACCUUACCAAGGGAUGUAUUAGCAGAAAGUAGUAGGAAAAGACAGAAAAUGAGUCAUCCUACCGAAUCGUCUCCAGAAUCUAAGAAAAAAUAGAUAUUUCAAUGCUAAAUUUCUUUGGAAUAUAAUGAAGAAAAAUUUCAUGUGAUUAUAAUCAUCAAAAUGAAAAAUUGUAACAUUCUGUGUUCUAAAUAUCAAAAAAAUAUUCUGUUCGUAUCAUUGUUAUGAUCAUCUGUCUAGCUUAAAUUGAUAAGUUAAGGGGGGUGCUGAAUUUAGGAAAAAUGAGCUCUAAUUGAAUUGAUUUCCAAUAAAUAGAGGGAGAGCAUUAGAAUCUUUUCAAGUAAUGCUU